UCCUUCUCACGGUGUCAGGUUGCUCCUCCAUAGGGGUCCAAGUUCUCAAUUUAAAAUUAUCUGGAACUAGUUUCAGGGAUUGCUCAUCCCCAUAAAAGGGUUUCUGGCUAGGAUAGGAGGAACUGGGGUGAAGACUGUGAAGGGCUCUGCUUACAGCACCAUGAAGACCUUCCCCAUGGCUUCUGUGGUUCUCCUGGUUUUCAUCCUGAGUAUCCACCUUGGAGCUGCCACACGCAGUUGUGACGUGGCCAGGUACUGCUGCCUACAAUUCAGCCACAAGACCCUUCCUUGCAACUGGGUGCGAACCUACGAAGUCACCAAGAACAGCUGCCCCCGGAAGGCUGUGAUAUUCACUACCAAAAAAGGCAAGAAAGUCUGUGCGCGUCCAAUGGCAAAGUGGGUGAAAAAAUGCAUUUCUUUUCUGAAAGCUCAGCGACCUCAGCAAGCUCAGCAACAACUGUGACUGCUGUGAUUCUGGAAGACGCCAUGUCAAUUUCUUAUUCCUUCUGAUCCUCAGGCCAGCUUUCACUCCCUUUUGACAGGAGC
Hipposideros armiger (great roundleaf bat) is the source of this 546-nucleotide messenger RNA. RefSeq names its product C-C motif chemokine ligand 26 (gene CCL26). The record is from RefSeq and is a predicted model, not a curated record. The coding region runs from base 161 to 463 and encodes 100 amino acids. The transcript is spliced from 3 exons. Lineage: Eukaryota; Metazoa; Chordata; Mammalia; Chiroptera; Hipposideridae. Gene Ontology annotation, biological process: positive regulation of cell migration; chemokine-mediated signaling pathway; positive regulation of GTPase activity. Gene Ontology annotation, molecular function: CCR chemokine receptor binding; chemokine activity. Gene Ontology annotation, cellular component: extracellular region.